This is a messenger RNA of Paramuricea clavata, 366 nucleotides long. The record is from the annotation of a GenBank genome assembly. NCBI's taxonomy places the organism in Eukaryota, Metazoa, Cnidaria, Anthozoa, Malacalcyonacea, Plexauridae.
AUGCAACAGAGGCCAUGGUUGAAGUAUAGUAUUACAAAGGACAGAGCAUUUUGUGCAUAUUGUAUAUGCUUUGGAGGAAAGAAGAACAUUCCAGGGAAUACCGCAUGUUCUUCAAUUUUCCCCCCAUUCAUGUCAUGUGGAUUUAGCAACUGGAAAAAAGCAACUGGAAAAGAUAACUACAUUGAUCAACACAUGUUAAGUGAAGCCCAUCAGACUGCAGAAGCAAUGGCCCAUUGUUUUCUUGCCACGUGUCAGCCAGGUAAAGAUAUUGUAGCGAAACUAUCUAAGCAAAACUCAGAGCAACAAAUCCGUACAAAAAAGGGAUUAUUAUCUAUCAUCGAUGUCAUCAUCAAAUUGGCAAUGUGA